This is a messenger RNA of Saimiri boliviensis boliviensis (Bolivian squirrel monkey), 2629 nucleotides long. The record is from RefSeq and is a predicted model, not a curated record. NCBI's taxonomy places the organism in Eukaryota, Metazoa, Chordata, Mammalia, Primates, Cebidae.
ACCUGGGUGGGGCCUCGGAGUCCCCUCCUUGAGGUCCCCAUGGGCCGCUGGCUCCUCAGCAUGCUCCCAUCACUUUGUUGCCUUGGUAAGUAGGGUGGGGGUCCUGGCACGCAGGUGCCCGAGUGGGCUAGGGAGUUGGGGGCUGGUACACUCCCUGAGGUCCCUGGUGGCUCCCCACCCACCUCCAGAGACAGCGAGCGGCGGAAGGGGGAUUGGGCAGCAGGUGGGGUGCCCCCGCACUCCUGCUGAGCCCGCUCAGCCAGGGCCAGGGCCAUGAGGCGUGCUGGGUUCUUAGGGGGUGGCUUGGGGCACCUCCAGGUCGCAGGAGAGACAAGGGACGGGGUGGCAAUGGUGACUCUGUAUCAGGACCUAUAUAAAUGAAUGAAGAGAGGGGUUCAGCGGGGUCCGGCACCUCAGCGUCAGUGAGGGCAGGCAGGACAGGAGUGGGAAGGCUGCGCAGGACUCGCCGAGCCCGCCCUGGGCUCCCUGGAGCUUGCUGCAGGUCUCCUGCUGGUAGGUGUCAGUCAGUGGCACCUCCAUUCCACCAAGCAGCUGAGGGAUGAGAAGCCUGGUCAUGGUGCCCCUGCUGCAGGCGGGGGGUGACUUGCGACUGCAUGACCAGCGGGGUCGCACCCCCCGAGACUGGGCUGAGCAGGGUGGGGCCCAGCAGAACUGGGAGGUGAGCAGUGGCCUUGGUGGGAGCGAGAGCGAGAGUUCCGGGCCGGCUCCCACUGGGCCUCACCCCACGUGCCCUCCUCCAGGUGCUGGAGCUGUUCCAGCUCUGCGGGGCCCACAUAUCAGCCUUACUGCAUGGUGGUGAGUUGCCACCCAUGGCAUCUCUGGGCCAGUUGCAGGCCAGAUCUGGGAACAGCCCGCCUGACUCCCUGUCCUCCCUGAGGCUGAUGCCGGCAGACAGGGCGCUGAGACUAGCGCAGAUCAGGAGAGCCCCCCCAGGUUCCGGCCUUGGGGUUCGGUCAGGUAAGCGGGAGCGGUUGGGGGAGUGGGAACCACCCGUCUUCUUCGUGCCUCAUGGUCCUGCUCCUCGUCCCCAGCUGAGUAGCCUGUGGCCGCUGGGGCUGGUAACGGGCAUCCCCCUUGCGGACCCCAAAGAGCUGCUGGCAGCCCAGGGAGAGGCCGACCGCACCUACGAGAGCAGCUCCCACACCCUCAUGGCCAACCUCCUGUGGAGGGGCCACCCCGUGACCGUGCGGCAGCUGAAGUCCCCUGGAACCCAGCCUGAUGUGCUGCUGGCUGACCUUCAGCACUGCAGCACGCUGCACCACCCCGGCCUGUUGCUGCUGAUGGCACUGAGCCCCUCUGCAGACCUGUCGGGGCUGUGCCUUCUCUUUGAGCCUGUGUGGCUGGGCUCCCUGCACGGGGUGCUGCACCCUCGGGGACCAAGUGAGGAGGGACCCCGGACUGUGCCGGGCCUGCCGCCUGGCCCGCUGCUGCUGCAGGUGCUGGAGGCCCUGCUGUUCCUGCAGGCCCGCUGGCGAGCUCACGGUGGCCUCAGCUCCCAUGCUGUGCAGCUGGUGCGGCCAGGCCUGGCUAAAGUGGCCCACCUGGAGCACGGGCGCCCCCUGCACCAGCGCUGGCUGCGGCCCAGGCCACAGCAGGGCUACCCGUGGGGAGGCCCAGGCCCAGGGCUUCCCCCACCCCCUGAACUGUACCCGUGGCUGCCACUUGAGCUGAUCUGCAGUGACAUUCCCACCACCACCUCGGACCUCUACGGCUUCUGCACCCUGGCCCAGGAGGUCUUCACCGGAGAGCUGCCCUGGGCUGGUAGAGGGGGACCGGAGGUGAAGGCCAAGCUGGAGGCAGGGGAGAGCCCGGCCCUGGACCCUCGGGUGCCAGCGCCCUACCAGGCCCUGCUUCGAGCUGGGCUAGGCCUAGCACCUGCCGACCGCUGGGGCAGCCUGCAGAGUACCCGAUACCUACUGCGGGAGGCCAUGGCCCAGGACGUGGCUCCUGAGGUAGGCUCCCCGAUGGAGUGGACCACGCUGUCCCCUGCGCCCCAGGCUUCCCCACCACAGAAACUGUACUGUGAAAUGGCUCACAGAGCCAAGAGCACACCCAGGCCUGUGCCCACUGUGGUGUCUCCAGGCCGCAUCCCAUCCCAGGCCCCAGAGACUCCUGAGGUCACAGGCCACAGCAGGGUCCCGAGGGGCGUAGCUUGGAACUCGGACAGCAGUUUGACUCUAGGCAGCGGCCCCACAGCCAGGGCCUACCUGCAGUGCUGCGGAGAGCCCGGCUCAACGGGCCCUUCCCUGCACUCCAACUCCAGCCUCCAGGACUCAGCCUCCCUGCUGGGGACCCCGAGCUCUGCGGAGCAGUUUGAGGAAGCUCUCAGCCAAGACCCCAGCCCUGCAGGGGCUGCUGCGGCGCACACACAGGGUUACCCUGCUGGACCCCCAGCCCUACACCCGGUGCUGAGCUGACUGGAGGAGGUCUUUUCCCCAGCCUGCAGAAGUGAGACCUGAGGCCUUGCGUGGGACGACCCCGAGGCCCUUCUUCAUCCCUGAGGUAACCCUACGUCUGCCCUUGCCUCCCUGCUCCCCAGGAUGGACCUGCUGGAGGAGAUCCUGGCAGAGCUGCAAAAAGGAUGUCAGCUCGGAGAAAAGCCCAGCCU